GGUCAUGAGUCGGAGCAGGAACCCCCCGCAGAAGGGUCAAGGAGCGGCCCGGGCCAAACAGAUGGGUCUGCUCUUAGACCUGGAUCCUGACGGAGGGAUGGACUCUGGGGGAAAUGAUGAAGACUUGGAGGCGGAGCUGCUUGCUCUGGUUGGAGGAGGAGGACGAGGAGGGGGCGGAGCCCCUGGAAAGAAAGGCGGAGGGAAAGCUCCAUUGCCCAUGGAGGACAUUGAGCGGAUGGCUGCUCUCUGUAUGAAGGACUUGGAUGAAGAUGAUGAUGAUGGUGACUUGGAGGAUGACGCUGACCUCCUGGCAGAGCUGAAUGACGUGUUGGAGGAUGAUGAGGAGGAAGAGAAGGAGGCAAAGAAACCCGCUCCUGCUGCCACUCCUCCUCGUGCGGACGCCACGCCCAAAUCCACCCCCACCACGCCCAGUGGUACGUCCGGCGUGGAGUCCCGCCUGCAGGAACGCAUAGAGAUGUACCAGACGGCCAUUACCAACGCCAAGGCCGCGGGGGAGAGCAGCAAAGUGCGCAGAUAUGAGCGCGGGCUGAAGACGUUGCAGACGAUGCUGACCCAAGCGAAGAAAGGGAAACCCAUCAACGAGGACGAGAUCCCGCCCCCUGUCGCCACGGGAGCAAAGCCUGCCUCCGCUGAGCCAAUCAGAGAGCUGGAACGUCCUCCUCCCGACUACACGCCUCCAAAGCCGGUCAAUGAAAAGUCACAGAGGGAGGCGCAGCCUGCUGUCGCUCCUAAGCCCCACCUCCUCCAGCCUCCUUCUGACAGAGCGUCUGCUGUCACUCCAGACACACCAGCCAUCUCUCCUCUCACUCCCAGCCAACCGAACGCACAGCAAUCAGAGCUAAAGACUCAAGUACAGAGCAGACAGAGAGAGUACAAACUGGCUGCCUUACACGCCAAGCAAGCCGGAGACUCUGACCUAGCCAAACAACUCUACCAAGUCGCCAAGAGUUUAGACUCAGUAGUGGAGGCCGUUGACAAAGGCGAGCCCGUGGAUGUUGGCUCUCUGCCGCCCCCUCUUGGAGAGGCUGUGGCAGCGAAACCUGCUCCUCCCCCUCAGACCUCCACCAAACCAGCUCCCACUCCCCAACAAGCACCUCCUCCUCAACCAGCAGACGCGCCUCUGGCUGCUCCCAGGACCCUAGCGGAGGCUCUACAGCAGCGUAUGGACAGAUACAAAGCGGCGGCGGAGAACGCCAAGAGCAAAGGGGACGACCGCAAGGCCCGCAUGCACCAGCGCAUCGUCAAGCAAUAUCAAGAUGCCAUCAAAGCUCACAAAGCCGGACGACCUGUCAAUCUGGCGGAGCUUCCCGUGCCGCCAGGUUGCCCUCCCCUGCAGGGUUCAGAGGGUGGGGAGCAGAACUUUAUGGGCGUCUUGGAGACAGCCAUGAAACUAGCCAAUCGGGAUGCAGACGCCGAGGAUGACGAUGAUGAGGAAGAGGCCAAGACAGCGCAUCCUGCAGUCCAGAAGGCUCGAGCUCCCGCCCCUCCGUCCUCCUCAGGCUCUCCUGCAGGGACCCCACCCGCCUCCACCCAGGCCCCAAAGCUCGGGCCUAAAUCCCAGCAGCAGUUGGACUUCCUGAUGAUGAGGAGGGAGCAGUUCAGGAGAGCUGCUCUUCGCUCCAAACAGAUGAAGGACAUGCAGGGGGCGUCGCAGCACCUCGGCAACGCCAAACGACUCGAACCCAUGAUCGAAGCCACCAAGAGCGGCUUGCCCGUGGACAUCUCCAAGGUGCCCAGCGCUCCAGUUAAUGAGGAUGAUUAUUCUCUGGGCCGUUCACGCUCCUCAUCCCGGCCCUCAGAGCAGCACACACAACUCAUGGACCUGCUCCGUCGCCAACACGAGAAAUGCUUGGCUCUCUCUCACCAGUUCACCCAGAUGAGUAAUAUUGGUGAGACCGUCAGGUUUGAGAAGCUGGCUGCUGAGUGUAUGAAUAGCAUAGACAUACUGAAGGCAGCGUAUGCUAAAGGCCUCCCUCUACCAAAAUACCACACAGAGGAACGCACAUAUAACACUCUCAAGGUCAAUAACAUGCUGACAGCCAAUGAGAUGUUGUUAACUAUAGUGAAAGGAGUCAACCUACCUGCUCCCCCAGGAGUGUCUCCCAGUGAUCUUGAUGCUAGCGUGCGCUUUGAGUUUCCAUUUCCCAGUGCGGAAGAAGCUCAGAGGGAUAAGACCGGCACUGUGAAAAACACCAGCAGCCCAGAGUUCAGACAGGAUUUUAGAUUGAACAUUAACAGAAACCAUCGGGGUUUUAAGAGAGUGGUCCAGUCUAAAGGCAUCAAGUUUGAGAUCAUCCAUAAAGGUGGUCUCUUUAAGACAGAUAAAGUGGUGGGAAAUGCCCAAUUGAAGCUGGAGGCUCUGGAGAAACAGUGUGAUAUCAGAGAGAUUAUAGACGUGCUGGACGGGAGGAAGGCCACGGGAGGUAAGCUGGAGGUGAAGGUGAAGAUUCGGGAGCCGUUAGGAGGAGCCCAGCUCCAGUCCGUCACAGACAAAUGGAUCGUUCUGGAACCUCUGCCCGUCACCCCCGACAGAGAGAAAGAACGGAGGGAGAGAGAGAGAGAUCGGGCUCCUUCACCCAGAUCCAGACCCAGGAGUGACCAUGGACAGAACGUCAAACCCAGUCUCUCUCCUCCUCAAUACAAGCUCUACAGCUUCAGCCUGCUGAACAACGAAAAGGAGAGAUUGGAAAGAAAGAUUGGAGACUACUCGAAGAGUAGGCGGGACCCUCCCUCAGAUCUGCUGCGUGAUCAUAAGGACAUCUGUAACAGGUUACAGUGGCAGAGGGCCUAUCUGGGGAAAGGAUCCUCUGCUCUCAGAGAAUAUGAAGAGGUGUUGAAGAUGCUUGAACACAGUCUUGGUCAGUCAGUGACAAUGUACUCCCAAAAAGGGAACAGAGAUGCUGCCAAAGAAGCUCUCUACAAGAAGAAUUUAGUGGAGAAGGAGCUGAAUUCUGUGAUAGCGAAGAGACGCUCUGUGUGAAAGGGCACACACAGGGAAGAGGAAUGAACGGAGCAAUGGCUGGAACACUGUUCAACAUCACCCACCCACACACACACACACACACACAC
Molecule: messenger RNA, 3090 nt
Organism: Chanos chanos (milkfish)
Lineage: Eukaryota; Metazoa; Chordata; Actinopteri; Gonorynchiformes; Chanidae
Gene: cc2d1a
Product: coiled-coil and C2 domain containing 1A
Exons: 29
Coding region: 5-3001 (998 amino acids)
Molecular function (GO): DNA-binding transcription repressor activity, RNA polymerase II-specific
Source: RefSeq, a predicted model, not a curated record